ACUUCUCGUUGCAUAUAAGACACACGGUCGCUUCAUCCUCCGCAAAACCGCUCGCGAUGGUGUAUCGUUGUGAACGACAUUUGCCUCCGGUUACCAUAACAUAUCCAGUCCCGUGUACUUACUAAUCGUGAUAUGGAAACACCAUAAGUGACCGGACUCUCGUUCUACCAGUCAUUCGAACAAGCGGACACCACCUAUCCAGUGAAUCGAGAACUCGCGUUGUUAGAACAACCCGACCGGUGUUGUCGAUCACUCGAUUCUGCCAGCUUCUACAGAAUUGCGUAACUAAAAUUACGUGUAUGGGCAUUGUCGAGGUUCGAGUAGAUUCUUUUGGCAGAUCAUAGUCUUUGCUUUGGUUGUUUUCCCUGAACGUUUUAUGGUCGGAGUCGUAGUUGUUUCAUACAGGUUGACUUAUUCGUGAUUUUGUGAGUGCGUUAGGAUGAUCUUCUACGGUCCCGAUGCUGUAAACAGGGAAAUGAAACACAGCGUGAAGUAUCCCUCGCUACCGGCGAGCUUGCCAAAGGAUUUGUGUUUGACUUGGAAAAAUAUUUCUUACACGGUUGAAAGACGGAGAAAUGGAGGUAGCUUCAGGGCGAUUUUCGGUUUGCAACACACUGAAUUCGUUACCUUACUUAACGGAGUUAGCGGUAUAGUUAAUUCCGGAAUGUUGAUGGCUAUUCUGGGACCAAGCGGUGCUGGGAAAACUACCUUGCUCGCUACGAUCAGUCGACGCGUUAAAGGUCAAGCCACGGGUGAGAUUUUAUUAAACGGGAAGCCUAUAGACACCGGCCAGAUGAUAAGGAUAUCAGGAUUCGUUCCGCAGACGGACUUGGCUAUCGAAUCGUUGACUGUCCUGGAACACAUGGAAUUUAUGGCGUGCAUGAAAAUGGACAGGAGGCUUCGGGCGAACGUCAGAAGGCAACGUAUAAUGGUUUUGCUGGGAGAACUCGGUCUGGGAAAAUGUGGGAACUCUAAGCUUUCCUCUUUGUCCGGCGGCGAGAGGAAGAGGGUCACUUUAGCUGUUCAACUACUGACCGAACCGAGUAUACUGUUUUGCGACGAGCCAACCACGGGGUUGGAUAGUUACGGCGCGAUGACGGUGGCAAGAACGCUAAGGGAGGUUGCCGCUAGCGGAAGAAUCGUCAUCUGCUCCGUGCAUCAACCGGCUUCCGGUCUGUUGGAAAUUUUUCACGAGGUUCUUCUACUUUCUAGCGGCAGAGUCGCCUUUCAGGGCUCCUCCCUCGACGCUACGGAAUUUUUCGACAGUUUGGAGCUCCGUUGUCCUCCGACUUUCAACAGCGCCGAAUUCUACGUGUCUCAGUUGUCGAUCGUUCGCGGUAGAGAAGCGGAAAGUUAUCAGAAGGUAAAUUGGAUUUGCGACCAAUAUCAAAAGUCCAAGUACGGUCAAAGAGUAUCGAAAUUGAUCGAAUAUUCUUGCGCCAGCACGUCGGACAAUAACGAGCUUCCGUCCAUCUUCUCCGAUGUCUCUUUGACCCCACGAAAUUACAAGAAAGCCCGUGGAUUCACGCAAUUACGCUGGCUAACGUGGCGAACGUACGUCGAUUACAAGAGAAACUCCGCCUCCAUUUUUUUGCGAUUUAUAACUUACAUGUUCAUAGGGCUGCUGAUAGCAUCUCCUUACGUGGACGUGACAGGAAAACCGAUGAAUCAAGGCUCCAUACAGAACAUGCAAGGUCUUUUGUACCUAGUCGUCGUAGAGACGGUUUUCACUUUUAACUAUGCUGUUUUCUAUACGUUUCCAAGUGAAUUGCCACUUUUGCUACGCGAUAUCGCCAGUGGGCUUUAUGGCCCGACACCGUACUACAUCAGCAAGGUUGUCGUUCUGCUACCGGGUGCUAUAGUGCAACCGUUGCUCUACUCGGGAUUUAUAUUUUCGAUCACUGGACUGAAGGGUGGAUUUUUAGGAUUCGUCUACUUUGCACUGCCAGUAGUAAUCUGUGCCAUCUCCGCUUCCGCUCUGGGUUGUUUCUUAUCAGCGUCUUUCCAAUCGGUGGACACUGCUUCCUUGUUUUCUGUGCCGCUGGAUUUUCUUGGACUUAUGUUUUGUGGUAUCUACUUGCAUCUUGGGCAUUUAGCACCUGGUAUAGCCUGGCUAAAAUAUUUAUCACAGUUUUAUUACGGUCUGGAGGCAGUCUCUUUAACGCAGUGGCUAUUCAUCGAUCACAUAAAUUGCUCUCCAGAUCCAGAAGAGCCUUGCAUAUCCAGCGGAAUGGGUGUUCUGGAGAAAUACGGCUACUUACCAAACCACUACGCCAUGGACCUAAUCGGUCUUAUGGUAAUAUAUUCCUUCAGCCACCUGGCUGGUUUUUUGGUGAUCAGAUACAGGAGUCGUCAGGAGCCUGUCUAUUAAUUUUAUGGGUCUU
Molecule: messenger RNA, 2384 nt
Organism: Megachile rotundata (alfalfa leafcutting bee)
Lineage: Eukaryota; Metazoa; Arthropoda; Insecta; Hymenoptera; Megachilidae
Gene: bw
Product: brown
Biological process (GO): transmembrane transport
Cellular component (GO): plasma membrane; cytoplasmic vesicle membrane
Molecular function (GO): ABC-type transporter activity; ATP hydrolysis activity; ATP binding
Source: RefSeq, a predicted model, not a curated record